AUGUUGGCGAUAACAUGGUUAUCACUGGCGCUUUUCGUCACGUCUCAAGCUGAGCUGAUGGGUCUUCUCCGAUGCUCCCGCACCGAAGUGAGAACUCCAAACCUUUUCGGAAGCUUACGGAUUCUCCCUUCAGAAAGAUCCGAUAACCAAACUAGAGCUGUUCUGGCCAAAGUUUAUGGUAUUCGAACGGCGUUUGAAGCACGGCGACUGGGUCCGACUAUCUUUCGGAUUCCGCCGUGAGGUCUCUAUCGAGUAUGUAGCACCUUUGGAGAACUCAAAUGAAACCCGAAAAGUUCAGCUCCGCGCUCGACUUUCGGAAGUACGACAGAAGACUGAAUUUAGACGAGAACAUCAUCACGCUGCAUAUGCGCUUCAUCGAGAAGGAAAAUCGUCUCAGCAUCAAUGCCCAUGACGUCUGUUUCCUACCGUGACUUGAGAUAAAGGUGGAGGAUGGCUGCCCCUGGCUGCCCCUGGCCGCUCUGCCUGCCGUGCCAUGAGCGCCCAAAAGGCAGUAGUAAAUUUUUAAAAGUCAGCAAGUCAUUUGUAUGGCGAAAUCGCCCCAGCAUCUAGCGCUUCUUUCGAGCAUUGUAUGAAACCCGUGUACACAACGGAAUCGGAGUUUGUAAUUGCUAAAAAAAACACGAACAAAACAAUUUUCGCCUAAAUCUAAUUAGGGAACUACUCGGACUCGGGGACGAAAGUCAAGUGGAAAGUUUUGUGGCGUGUAGAAAGCACACGAAAAAAUCCAGGAAGAGACCUGCAGGGAUGUACGCGCCCGGACCUUCCUUUCUUAAAGAGGUGGCCUGGCGUCGUGAUUAAAGGGUCAGUCCCAUGGCUUUUUUUUGUGUAUGUUCGAUUCCUGUCUAGCCCGAGUUUUUUUUUUUGGAUUUUUUCCGAACAAAACAGCUUGAAAAGUACGAAAAUCGAAAAUAAUUUUUGAAACUUUCAUCAUGUAGUUCAUCAUUUCCAAACAAAAUCCACAUAGAUUUCACAAGAUAUAAAAAAAAGGUUGACAGACACCGUAGCUGUACUGAAGUUGACUUUUUUGAAAACCAAAUAAAUCGAAUGAAAAUCUUUUGCAUCAAUUUCAUGGCAUCUCAAUAGUUUUUGGUCCGAGUAGUUCUCAAGUGAGAUUGAAAAUGUAGCCUGCUGACCCGUUUUAGAAAAAAUUUCCUGCUGAAACAUCCGUUACAGUAGGUUAAAAGCGUUAAUACGGAGUUGCGAAAAAAAAAAUUCAAAAUUCACAAAAUUGACAAUGAUUUGUUCAGGGCGUUAUCGCCGCGUACUUGACCUACCAUAGUUGCCCAAGACCACGUAAAUAACGGCACAUUUCUAUCGUUUGGAUAAAUGGCUUGGCUUAUCCGCUAAGCCAAAGGCUGCCUUCCCAAUCCUCCACCUCUUACUUGAGAAAAGAGUCUGGUUCAGACGCCGGGAGUCUGGCAGAACAACGAGCAGUCCAUCCCGUGGCGGGACAACUGGAAGCGUGGCUCCCUCCUCAAAAUCGAAAUUCGGUUCGUUCUUUUCAGAUUGUUUCCUCCUCCUGUUUGAAUGUGAGCAGUUGGAUGCAAUUCGUUUUGGGGAAAAUUAAGAGGAUAGAAAAUAAGUUGACAUGCAUUCAACUUCCAGCUACCGCAAUUCUAUGUUCGAAAUCUACGAAAUGACGUCGAUGGGCACCUUGUUGAUCUCGAAAUUCUUGAAUCGACACCGGGACACGGAGUUAAUAACCGCGACGGGCGACUUCUUCUACAUCACCGAGGCCCAAUUAAUUUGCUACGGCAACGAUCCUGAAGUCGGGCGUUAG
This is a messenger RNA of Caenorhabditis auriculariae, 1801 nucleotides long. NCBI's taxonomy places the organism in Eukaryota, Metazoa, Nematoda, Chromadorea, Rhabditida, Rhabditidae. The record is from the annotation of a GenBank genome assembly.